AUGGCGGAGAGAAUCACGCGGAGGGUCAAGUGGUUCAGCGACCAAAAGGGGUUCGGCUCCAUAACCCUUGUCGACGGCUUCAAAGGUCUCUUCGUCCACCAAUCUUCCGAGGGCUUCUGCAGCCUCGACAAGGGUGAAACCGCCGAGUUCCAUAUCGAGUUCAACGGCAACCUCACCAAGGCUGUCGACGUGACCGACCCCGGCGGCUCUGCGUUGCAAGGGACCAGCCAUGGUGGCAGAGGUGGAGGGAGUAGGGCCAGUAGUUACGGAGGUGGCUAG
Messenger RNA from Rhodamnia argentea, 279 nucleotides. Its product is annotated as glycine-rich protein 2-like. Gene Ontology annotation, molecular function: nucleic acid binding. Bases 1 to 279 code for a protein of 92 amino acids. The transcript has a single exon. The record is from RefSeq and is a predicted model, not a curated record. NCBI's taxonomy places the organism in Eukaryota, Viridiplantae, Streptophyta, Magnoliopsida, Myrtales, Myrtaceae.